Messenger RNA from Prorocentrum cordatum, 3310 nucleotides. The record is from the annotation of a GenBank genome assembly. Lineage: Eukaryota; Dinophyceae; Prorocentrales; Prorocentraceae.
CUCCUCCUCCUCCUCCUCCUCCUCCUCCUCCUCCUCCUCCUGCCUGUGGCAGUGGUGCUGGUGGGAAGUCGGCCCAGCAAGAAGGGAACCCCUGGGGCCCGGCCUGAUCCUCCAUGGUGUGCGCGCCGGUGCGGGCGGCUGCCGGCUGCCCCGCGGGGCGCGGGCAGCUCCUGGGCCUGCUGGCGGGGGCCCUCGCCCUGGGCGUGGCGCGCGGCCACCGCGGAGUGGACGGCGCCCUUGCCGAGGUGCUGGCCGUCGACGGCGCCGGGCGCUUGCUGGGCCGCCGGGGGCAGCCGUCGCGGCGGGCGGCCCAGGCGCAGGGCCUCGGCGCAUCGGACCCGUACAACGUCAGCCUCAGCGUCGGGGGCUCCGGCGGCACGAGGGCCACGCUCAACCUGUCCAUAGAGGUCACCACGAAGAGCGGCCAGCCUGUGCAGGUCGCCCCGGCGGGCGGCCAGGAGGCGGAGGGCACCCCGAAGGGCGGCUCGCCCACUGCCGUGGCCCGCGCCCCUGGGGGCGAGGCCGAGGAGCUGGAGGUGCCCGUCAACGGAUCGCGCGAGGCGACGCGGACAGAGGCCGGGAAGGUCGAGGAGCCGGAGGUGCCGGUCAACGAUGUCGAUGGGCAGGCACGGGCGAGGCGCCCGAGGGGCAGGCCGAGGUCGACCGGCUGCUGGAGCAGUGGGCGGACGGGUCGGCGACGCGCGACGACGAGCCGGCCGACGAGCCGCGCGAGGGGCCGCUCCCGCAGGCAGGCGCGGGCAGGGAUGUCGAGGAGCCGGAGGCGCCGCUCGACGAGGUCGGCGGGUCGGCGGUCGACGAGCCGGUCGACGAGCCGCGGAGCUUCGUGCCGCCCCUGCCGCCGCUCGACGAGGUCAGCGGGGCGGCGGUGGACGGGUCCGCCGGCGAGCCGCGGAGCCUCGGGCCGCCCAUGCCGGUGGACGCCGACGGGGAGGCCGACGAGCCAGAGGUGCCGGCCAGCGGCUCGAGCGAGCCGCCGCCGACGACGAAGCCGCCGCCCACGCAGCUGGGCGCGGGCGGGGAGGCCGAGGAGCCAGAGGUGCUGGUCGACGACGUGGACCGGUUCGUGCAGGAGUGGGCGGACGGGUCGGCGACGCGCGACGGCGAGCCAGCCGACGAGCCGCGCGAGGGGCCGCCUCCGCAGGCAGGCGCAGGCAGGGAGGUCGACGAGGUCGGCGAGUCGGCGGUCGACGAGCCAGUCGGUGGGCCGGGCACGACGCGGAUGCCUCCGCUGCGGCCAGGCACGGACGGUGGCGUCGAGGAGGGGGUGGUGCCGGUCGACGAGGUCAGUCUGCCGCCGCCGCCUCCACCCCCGCAGGUGGACGACGCGGACGAGGAGGAGGAGGAGGAGGAGGAGGAGCCAGACGUGCCGAUCAACGAGGAGCCGCCGGCCCAGAAGGCGCCCCUCGAGGUGCAUCCGGGCGCGGGGAGCGAGGAGGCUUCUGCAGACGAGAACGCCACCAACGAGUUUUUCCCUCCUCAAGCUGUGGAGGUUGAGGCUGGCGACUGGAAUACCACUGAGGCGACGGCAGACGAAAAUGCCACCGCGGUGGGAGACAUCAAUGAUAAGCUGAUCAAGAAGCUGACCUUGAAGACCGAGGAUGCCGCCGAGGAAGAGGAAGAGGAGGAGACAGGGGCUGCCAAAGAGAAUGACACCGUGGGUGAGGAGGAUGUUGAUAAGGCCUACGCUGUCACAGAGAAAACCACCGAGGAGGACGAGGAUGAGGAUGAGCAGGAGGAUGGAGAGGAAGAUGAGGAGGAGGAAGGAGAGAAACGGGUUGCCAAAGAGAACGCCACCAAUAAGGCUGGGGAGGUUGCUGAAGAUAAUGCCACCGAGGAGGACGCUACCGAGAAUGCCGCCGAGGUGGAGGAUAUCAAUGAUAAGCUGAUCAAGGAGCUGACCUUGAAAACCGAGGAUGCCACCGACGAAGAGGAAGAGGAGGAGCCAGGGGCUGCCAAAGAGAAUGGCACCGUGAAUGAUGAGGAGGAUGUUGAUGAGGCCUACGCCGUCACAGAGAAUACCACCGAGUUGAAAGACGAUGUGGAAGAGCAGGAGGAUGAAGAGGAAGAAGAGGAGGAGGAUGAAGAAGCGGAACGGGCUGCCACAGAGAAUGCCACCGAGCUGGCUGGGGAGGGUUCCGAAGAGAAUGCCACCGAGCAGGAUGCCACCGAGAAUGCUACCGAGGUGGAGGAUAUCAACACUAAGUUGAUCAAGAAGCUGACCUUGAAAACCGAGGAUGCCACCGAGGAUGAAGAAGAGGAGGAGACAGGGGCUGCCAAAGAGAAUGACACCGUGGAUGAGGAGGAGGAGGAUAAUGUUGAUGAGGCCUACGCUGUCACAGAGAAUACCACCGAGGAGGAAGAGGAUGAGGAUGAGGAGGGGGAUGAAGAGGAAGAGGAGGCGGAGGAAACAGAGCAACGGGUUGCCAAAGAGAAUGCCACCAAGCAUGCUGGGGAGGCUGCCGAGGAGAAUACCACCGAGAAGGGUCCUACCAAUAAUUCCACCGAGGUGGAGAUUGUCGAAGAGAACUCCCAUGAGCUGGCAAAGGAGGAAAAGGUGGACGUGCCUCUGACAGCUGAGGAUAGUGCCACGGAGGAGGAGGAGGAGCAGGAUCUUGCUGAGACAGAGGCUGCUACUGAGACUGCCACCGAUGAGGAGGAGCAGCAGGAGGAGGAAGAGGAGGAGGAGGAGGAGGAGGAAGAAGGGACAGGGGCUGCCAAAGAGAAUGCCACCGCGGAGAAGGGGGAGGUUGCGGGAGAGAACGCCACCGAGGAGACGGUUACCGAGAACGCUACCAAGCUAGAGGCUGCCAAGGAGAACGCCACGACUUGGCUGGCAACUGAGUUUAACGGCACCGAGGAUGAGGAGGAUGUCGCUGACCGGGCAGAGGCUCGCAACCACUUCACCGAUGAUGAUGAUGAUGAGGAGGAGGAGGAGGAGGAGGAGGAGGAGGGAGGAGCGUGGGCUGCCACAGAGAGUGCCACUGAGGAGGAGGAGGAGGAGGAGGAGGAACAUGAAGAGGAGGAGGCAGGGACUGCGAAAGCGAACUCCAUCGAGCACGAUGCGGAGGCGGGGCCCGCUAGCAAGAGUGCCACAGAGACGGCGGAGGGGCCAGAGGUUCGUGGUGGCUGGGCGACCACAACUGUGACCACGCACCUGUUUUGGGCGCACGCCCAUCCAGGGCCCCAGGAUCUCGGGUGGGUGGUUUUGGGGGGUGACUUGCAUGCGGGGUGGAGAACAGGGACCCUGGAGGGCUCUUUUCUCAAAGGGAUUCAAAGGCGGAAAAACCAC